This is a messenger RNA of Staurois parvus, 720 nucleotides long. NCBI's taxonomy places the organism in Eukaryota, Metazoa, Chordata, Amphibia, Anura, Ranidae. The record is from the annotation of a GenBank genome assembly.
UGUGAAGGAGAAGAGAGCAUGACCUGCUUGGCAGACCUCUAUGAAACACUUGGAAGAUUUCUCAAAGACCUUGGUCUCCUCAAUCAGGCUGUUACACCACUUCAACGCUCACUGGAGAUCCGAGAAACUGCUCUAGACCCAGACCAUCCCAGUGUAGCUCAGUCUCUGCACCAGCUUGCAGGUGUCUAUAUGCAGUCCAAAAAAUUUGGGAAUGCUGAGCAGCUGUAUAAGCAGUCUCUGGAGAUAAGCGAGAAUGCCUAUGGCAGUGAACACUUGAGAGUAGCCUGGGAACUGGAUGCUCUGGCUGUACUUUAUCAGAAACAGAACAAAUAUGAACAAGCAGAACAGCUGAGAAAAAGGUCAUUAAGAAUUCGACAGAAAGCAGCAAGAAUAAAAGGGAGUAUGUAUGGGUUUGCAUUAUUAAGGCGUCGUGCUCUUCAGCUGGAGGAACUAACGCUGGGCAAAGACACUGCUGACAAUGCUCGAACGCUGAAUGAACUUGGAGUUUUGUAUUAUUUACAGAAUAACCUUGAAACAGCGGAAAUGUUUCUUAAACGUUCACUGGAAAUGAGGGAGCGGGUUUUAGGUCCAGAUCAUCCAGACUGUUCCCAGUCUCUCAAUAAUCUGGCUGCACUAUAUAAUGAGAAGAAGCAAUACGACAAGGCGGAGGAGUUGUAUGAGAGAGCAUUAGAUAUAAGGAAGAAGAGAGCUCUGUCUCCA